AUGAUUGUUGGUCAAAAGAAGGAAGGAAGGAAGGAAGACGAUAGUUACAAACGCAAAAGAUGGAAGGAACGCAUUUGUAAUCUAUCUGAUGGUUUUACAGCUUGGCUUUUGCUUGCUACUGCUGCUGCAUCUGGUGAUGAGUCAUUGCGUGGUGGGCCUGGGAAGGGCCAAGAUUGGGGAGAGGUGACGGGAAGAGACGAAUCGCCAGUGAUCUCACCUCCACCCUUUUCCCAUUCGGUCUAUCUGAUUGGAAAUGGUGAUUAA
Loa loa (African eye worm) is the source of this 264-nucleotide messenger RNA. RefSeq lists its product as hypothetical. The transcript has 2 exons. The coding region runs from base 1 to 264 and encodes 87 amino acids. The record is from RefSeq and is a predicted model, not a curated record. NCBI's taxonomy places the organism in Eukaryota, Metazoa, Nematoda, Chromadorea, Rhabditida, Onchocercidae.